Clonostachys rhizophaga is the source of this 1533-nucleotide messenger RNA. Lineage: Eukaryota; Fungi; Ascomycota; Sordariomycetes; Hypocreales; Bionectriaceae. The record is from the annotation of a GenBank genome assembly.
AUGGCAUGGACCGAGCUGCCUACAGAGAUAAGGCUCAUGAUCCUCGUAGCUCUCGUGGAAGACGACGAUUGCAACUUUGCAGACUUGGUUGUAGUGUCUAAGGAGUGGCAGGGAGCAAUCGAGCAACACAAUUUCAAACAAAUCAGACUCACACCGUCACGUAUCGCUGAGCUCGAUACGAUGACACUUCGCCACCGACACAACGUACGUUACUUGUGGUUUUGCCUAGAACUCGAACGAUACGAUUGCCCAGACGACAAUACUCUCAUAGAGGCAGCAUUUCGCCACCUCUUCUCAGUCAUCAGCACUUGGGCACCCGAUAGCCGUCUGACACUUGAUAUAAGCGUCUACUCAACAAGCGACCGAGACCGUUGGUUCAAAUAUCUGACCUUUGAGCCUGAUACCCCGCCAAAGGCAGGCAGGCAUGAUCAAGAGUUGGAUCCAGAGACAGUGCUAGCUAGACAAAAUGACCACAGACAUCGAUGGGAUAAACGUGGUUCUUUUACAGUUCAUCCAACUGGUUUUUCUCCAGUUCAUACAGAAGGUUUCGCUCUGGUUCCUCUGCAAACUGCUAUUGAGAAAGUCUUUUCCCCGAUCAUGGGAACUGAUGAUGCCGAUGUCGAUAACAAUGACGAUGACGGUGACGGCGACGAGCCAGAAAACGAAUGGUGCGGGCAGUUGCCUCAAGUUCCAGCUGUAAAACGCAUCUUAUUGCGCCAACAAACCCGCCGUCGUUGGUCCUCUGAAGGCCUUGCUGAAAUCUUUGCUCAUCUCCCUAGGCUGAGUGAGCUUUGUUAUGAACCUUGGAGAGAUUGGGAUGAUAUCCGUCAGGUAUGGAUGGAUGACGAUUUUCUUGAUCUUCUUCAGUCGCUGCCCCUUAGGAGGCUGACUAGUCUAAGUAUCUUCGAGAAUUUCAACCAGCGGUAUAACCACGCCUAUCUGGCAAUGGAUUGCUCGGAUAUUCGGACUCCAAACCUUAAUAUUAGUCAAAUGCUUUCCAGGAUCAGUAUCAACUUUGAACAUCUCUCCGCGUCGUUCAUGGUGGAUGCAAGCGAGUUCUUUGAUGUCGAAGAGUACCAAUCCCCUCAGAGGUGGCCAAAUCUGAAGUCUCUGGUACUUACCUCGCAGCUGCUUGCACCAGAUAAGAGUCAUACCAGCAUUAUGGAUAUGCUUCGAGAAGCGGCAUUGAGGAGUGCUUGUAUGCCGCAGCUCGAGACCAUGGAGAUAUGGAAUGGACGAGAAGGUCUAGCGGCACUCUUCAGAUAUGAUGGACGGACCCGACCUUCCACUCUUGAGUGGAGAAGCACCUGGGAUGUUAAGCUGGGGCUCUCCGUUAUCCGGGCUUGGGAAGCAGCUAGCAUGAAACGGUCGGGUCAUGGAGUGGAAUUGGUGUACAGAAUGCUUGAUAGCGAGAAUAUCCUAUCUCACGCUGACGCUAUACUCGCACUGGAUUUUCCAGAGCUCGUCAUUCGGCCUGUUUCGUUGCAUCAAAUCCAGAGGGAACACAGUUGGCGCCGCAUUGCCCUGACAUAG